Thelazia callipaeda (thelaziosis nematode) is the source of this 918-nucleotide messenger RNA. The record is from the annotation of a GenBank genome assembly. NCBI's taxonomy places the organism in Eukaryota, Metazoa, Nematoda, Chromadorea, Rhabditida, Thelaziidae.
AUGGCAGAUAAUUCGUGCAAUCCAUUGCCAAAAUGUAGAUGGCAAGUGCACCUGUUAGCUGGAUCAGUUGCCGGUCUUGCUGAGCACUGCUUGAUGUUUCCAUUUGAUUCAGUUAAAACUAGAUUACAAAGUUUGUGUCCAUGUCCAGAAACAAACUGUCCAACUGCUAUGCAUAGCCUCUUUUCAAUGGUGAGACGCGAAGGGUUGUCGCGUUCCUUAAAAGGAGUUAAUGCUCUUGUAUUAGGUAUUGUCCCAGCUCAUGCUCUAUACUAUGGGGUUUAUGAAAAAUCCAAAGCUUAUUUAUUAAAUAACCAACUGGUGUCAUCUGCUUCAAUGUCAUAUGCAGUAUCUGGGAUGCUUGCUACAGUUGUCCAUGAUGCGGUAAUGAAUCCUGCUGAGGUGGUAAAGCAACGUAUGCAAAUGAUUUUUAGUCCAUAUGGUAAUAGUUUAGAGUGUGUUCGAUGCGUUUAUUUACGAGAAGGACUUAAAGCUUUUUAUCGUUCAUAUGUUACGCAGUUGACUCUCAAUGCACCCUAUCAAUGUGUUCAUUUCAUGAUAUAUGAAUAUUUGCAAGGAUUAUUGAAUCCGCAUCAUGACUAUAAUCCAUCUUCUCAUUUUGUUGCUGGAGGUAUUGCUGGUGGAGUAGCUGCAGCUCUCACAACUCCUUUUGACUGUGUGAAAACUGUUUUGAACACGCAGCAAACGCCCAGGUUUAAUACUAAAUACCGUUUACUGAACGAACCUGGAGACAUUUACUACAGGGGCAUAAUUGAUGGUGUUCGCAAUAUCUAUUAUCUUCGAGGUACAAGCGGAUUUUUCCGUGGCUUUCAAGCUCGAGUAAUAUUUCAAAUCCCUUCUACGGCACUCAGCUGGUCAGCCUAUGAAUUAUGCAAGUACAUUUUUUCUGUCGGAGUUUGA